Messenger RNA from Scaptodrosophila lebanonensis, 2953 nucleotides. RefSeq names its product transcription factor Ken (gene ken). The transcript is spliced from 3 exons. NCBI's taxonomy places the organism in Eukaryota, Metazoa, Arthropoda, Insecta, Diptera, Drosophilidae. Bases 697 to 2364 code for a protein of 555 amino acids. Gene Ontology annotation, cellular component: nucleus. The record is from RefSeq and is a predicted model, not a curated record. Gene Ontology annotation, molecular function: protein binding; RNA polymerase II cis-regulatory region sequence-specific DNA binding; DNA-binding transcription factor activity. Gene Ontology annotation, biological process: regulation of transcription by RNA polymerase II.
UCGCGCGCAUGACUUUAAAAAAUUGUUGUAAAAAUCUAAAACUUGAGAGAGAGAAGCAAGAUCGGAAAAAAGUUUUACCAAUCAAGUUUUUUAUUUCGCAAUAAUGUAUUAUAACAAAACUUCAACCUAGUUAAUGUUGUUGUGGGCUUUUUGUGAGUGUACCGCGCACUAGUAUUGGUGUCGUCGUGUAUUGUUAGUGUUGGUCGGUUGUUGGUUUCUUUCGUUCGAAUUGAAUUGAAACAGCUAAAAAGCUAAAGCUAAACACGACGAACUGCGAACUGUACGUGCGUUGUGUGAAAACAAAAGCGCACAAAAAACAUGAGCAUGAUGAUCAUGGCUACGAAAAGUGAAAUUUAAUGGAAUUAUGUAUGCAUAUAUACUAUAUAAUCAAAUAAUAAUAUGCAAAUUCAGAACCACAAUAUACCUAUAAUCGUAUACCUAUGUAUAUACACAUAUUGAAAACAAAGUGUGUGAGUUUUGUGUUAUUAGAGUGUUGAUGUUGAAAUUGAAAGUUAAAAUUGAAAAUUGCGCUUAAUGUUGAAGCAGCCCCAUCUCCAGCAAACCAACAGCGCCAGAUCUGCAAAAAAUAAGGAAUAGAACGCGACGUAUAGAACCAAAAGAGACUGUGGAAACUUCAGAGCAUAAACAAAAGCAAAAACCAGAUAAUUGUGAAAGGGAGUAACUGUGGAAGAAUUAAUGAAAGAGUUUCAAAGAAUGUUGAUGUUGCAAUACAGCAAGCAUGGAGAGUGUAUUCUCAAAGAAAUUGGAGCCGCGUUUAGGGGGGAGCAUCCUGCAGAUUUAACAAUAGUCUGCGAGAAUAAAGUGAAACUCCACGCCCACAAGCUUGUUUUAGCAGCUGCCAGUCCUCUAAUAAGGAACUUGUUGGAGGACACCCACCUGAGUGAUUGCUCCACCACAGUUUACUUUCCGGAUGUAAACGCUACUUAUUUCAAAUUCCUUUUGGAUUUUCUAUAUUCCGGCCAGACAUGCAUCACUUCUCGGGAUGUUAACUACUUACAUGAUUUGCUGCUAUUGCUGCAAAUCAAAUCCGAUAGUUGGAAGACCACCGAUUCGGCCUAUCUUAGUAGUAAAUGCGGAAAUUUGCGGGACAGAUCACGAAAACAGUAUUCGUCCACACAAAAUUUAGAUCAAACGCUCAAGUAUGAGGUGGAGAGUGUGGACGAGAGCCGAAAUAUGGCAGACUUUUCAACAUUCUCCGCUGAGAACUGCGACACCGCCACCGAAUGUACACAAAAGGAUGAAGACGACUCCGGCAAGGAUAACAAAAGCGAUAAAGACACAGACGAGAUUGUUAAUCUAUCAAACAUUCCAGCUAGCGGACCUGCCAAUAGCAGUAGCAAUGGCAACAACACUAAUUCUGCUAUAAACCCAGUUAACUUAUCACUCGACCUAAGAACGAAAGGUGACAAUUCUAAUCGAAGUGAUAUCAGCAAGACAUUUGGAUCGGACCACAGCGGCGUUGAGUCGCCCAGUGCCGCCAACGAGAGUACGAAACGAAAGGGACUGUUUUUUGAAUCACAUAAGGAUGUUAUGAAGCCGCUCUCUGAUGCCUCUGACAUAAACAGCUCUCCAGAGAACUACGUUGUAACGCCGCAUCGGAAGCGACGGCCGGGAUUUCAUAACACACAGAGCGACAAUCAACCAUUCACUUCAUAUCAGCACAGUUUUUUGGAGGAAUUACGGCUUGUGAAAUCGACUGGGUCGCCUAUAUCUGGAUUUCCGCCCGACAAGAGUAUAUUGUCGCACAUGGAAGAUAGCACCCUAAAUGGUGAUACAAUGACACCAGAACGAAAACUUCUCGAAACACAACGCAAUCGAGCUCAAAGUCCGGACCUGCAGAUGCAUCUGGCACCUCAAUUCGUUUACCAAUGGCAGUCCAACCAGAACGCAGCCAUCUCCAGUAUGCCCAAUCUGCAGUCACGACUCUCAAGCCUUUCACAGAUUAAUUUAAAUCUUGACCCAGAGAGUCGAAACAGCUCCACCACCGUAUCCAACAUAGCCUCCAAUAACUCACACACAUCUUCAGUGCGAGAGUACCGCUGUGAGUACUGCGGCAAGCAAUUCGGCAUGUCCUGGAAUCUUAAAACCCAUCUCCGCGUCCACACGGGCGAAAAGCCGUUCGCCUGUCGUCUUUGCGUUGCAAUGUUCAAACAGAAGGCGCAUCUUCUCAAGCACUUGUGUUCGGUUCAUAGGAAUGUCAUCACCACCACCAAUGGUACCGAUACAGAAAACCGGUACAGCUGUUGCUUCUGCUCGAUGUGUUUUGAAUCGGUACAGGAGUUAGUCCGACAUUUAUCCGGCCACCACAAUAACCUGCUGCUCACCAAGAAUCUUCGCGAAUGAUGAAUCAACCGAUCCAAUUGAGUGGCGACGCAAAGCCAAUCAUUUAAUUGCAAAGAGACCUGAAUUUUAAAUAUUUACAAUAAAAACAAACAUACGGUAAAAAGAGCUAAAUACUUAUUGUAUAAAUAUAUACUACAUUUAAAGAGUAAUUUUACUUUUAUGUAUUUCUAUUUCACACCAUCAUUACAAUGAUGAGGCGUAGCCAGCCUCCCACUUCUCUUCCUCGUCCUUUUCCUCCUCACAAAUCUCUGUAUGUACGCAUGCAUAUGUAUUUGGCAUCCAAUACUUUUAAUGCCGCACAACCACCCCUCCCUUUUAAAACCGGCUGGUCCAUAUAUUUUGGAACAUUAUAUUAUACUUUAAGCAUAAGCGUAUUUUCUAUACAAGAACGUAUUUUAAUUUUUACUGUAUUUUCUAUACGUUUAAAACUUUAUUUGAGCAUUUGAAUUAUUUUUUAUACAUUCUCCGAUCACAUUAUUCUAUUCUUCCCCCUUCAACUGUCAAUAAGAAAGUGUGUAUAUUGUACAGUAUAAAUUCGCGGAAUUGUAAUAAUAAAAACAAAAAUCACUUUUGUACAGAUUUCUUUCAA